Messenger RNA from Tarenaya hassleriana, 1971 nucleotides. Its product is annotated as 1,8-cineole synthase 1, chloroplastic-like. The transcript has 7 exons. The record is from RefSeq and is a predicted model, not a curated record. The coding region runs from base 14 to 1813 and encodes 599 amino acids. Gene Ontology annotation, biological process: diterpenoid biosynthetic process. Lineage: Eukaryota; Viridiplantae; Streptophyta; Magnoliopsida; Brassicales; Cleomaceae. Gene Ontology annotation, molecular function: magnesium ion binding; terpene synthase activity.
AAAAAAAAAAAAAAUGGCCUCUCUUGGACUUGGUGGGCCUCUUAUUUACGGAAAUGCCCCUCUUGGAAGCAUGCAGAAUCGGCGUCGACGUACUCCUCCGCGUUUGGCUUGCCACGUCGCCGGUAAAACGACGUCGGCGGAGGCUGUCGUCGUGCGUCGGUCCGGAAACUAUCGGCCUUCUGUAUGGGACGAGAACUAUAUCCACUCUCUCGAGAACAAAUACGCCAAACAGAGUCAAUUCCAAGAUAGAGCCAAGUUGUUGGAGGAACACGUGAGGAACAUGCUGGAUGGAACCGAAGGUUCUCUCAAACAGCUCGAGCUCAUCGACACUCUGCAAAGGCUCGGACUUUCGCAUCAUUUUGGUCGCGAAAUCAAAAGUAUCUUACAGAAAAUAUACACCGGAAGACAAGAAAACGACACAAGGACUCCGAAAACUGAAGAUUUACAUGCCAUUGCCCUCGAAUUUCGUCUUCUUAGACAACAUGGCUUUACCGUCUCACAAGAUGUUUUCGAUGUCAUCAAGAACGAGAAGGAAUAUGAGACAUUUAUAGAGGAUUUAGAUGAUAGUGUCAAAGGCCUGCUCUCUCUGUACGAAGCUUCGUAUUUAUCGACAAAAUCAGACACCAAACUGAAGGAGAUUCGGUCUUAUUCGACGAAGAGACUACGGGAUUUUAUGAUCGAAAGUGGAAAAAAUGAUGAGAAUGAAUCAUAUAUUCAUGAGAUGAUGGUGCGAUCAUUGGAGAUGCCGUACCAUUGGAGAACAUCGAGGUUAGAAGCAAGAUGGUACAUAGAUGUCUACGGAAAGACAAAGGACAUGAACCCUCUUCUGCUAGAAUUCGCCAAGCUUGAUUUCAACAUCACACAGGCUUCUUACCAAGAAGAUCUCAAAGACGUUUCCAGGUGGUGGAGCAACACAGGACUGAAAAAACUUCAUUUUGCGAGAGAUAGAAUACUUGAGAAUUAUUUCUGGACCGUAGAAUUAUUCCAUGAGCCUGAAUUUGCGUACCAUCGGCAAAAGCAUACCAUUGUCAAUGCGUUAGUUACAACCAUUGACGAUAUCUACGAUAUUUACGGAACCAUCGAAGAACUUCAGCAAUUCACCGAGAUCAUUCGAAAGUGGGACGUGAAUCUUCUCGACGAACUUCCAGAGUAUAUGAGGUCGUGUUUUCUGGUGCUGUACAACGAGACCAAUCAGAUCGGACACGACAUUCUUAGAGAUAAAAAGUUUAAUGUCAUCCCUUACCUGAAGAAAGCCUGGGCAGACUUGGCGGAUUCAUAUCUAAAAGAAGCAAAGUGGCAUAAGAGUGGAUACAAACCUCGUUUCGAAGAGUACAUUGAAAACGCAUGGAUCUCAAUCAGUGCGCCUGUUAUAUUGACUCACACUUACUGUAUAUUGUCCGACCGGAUCUCCAAGGAAACCUUUGACACUAUCUCCGAAAACAGUGACCCCAUUGUCCGAUCCUCCUCCGUCGUCCUUCGUGUCGCCAAUGAUUUGGGCACUUCGCCGGAUGAGCUGGCGAGAGGGGACGUACUGAAAUCCAUGCAGUGUUACAUGCAUGAGACGGGAGCUUCGGAGGAGGAGGCACGUGAGCACAUGACCACGGGAGUGAUCAGCGAUGCAUGGGACGAAAUGAACUAUAACAUAACGGCACGUGGUUCUUCAGUCGAUAGCCGGUUCUUCGGAGUAGCGCUUGAUCUGGGACGAAUGGCGCAGUGCAUGUACCAAUACGGCGACGGCCAUGGUUGCCCUGAUAUCGCGUUGACCGUUGACCGUGCCCAUUCUUUGCUCUUCGACCCCGUUCCACUCGAUUAACCUAUGUUUUGAGUGUUGAUUUUGUACACGUGUUUCAACGGAUUCCGUCGCCUUCUAAACCUUUUGGACUGUUGUAACGUUUGGGUGCAAUAAUUAAACCAUGGAAUCCGGGUAAAGGGUUUCACACUAUAGCCAAGAUAUUAUAUAUGGGUUUAUAA